UCGCGUUAUGAAUAUGAAGAAGUAAUGAAAUUAUGUUUCAGACCUCUGCAGGUGCUACUGGAUAUAGAGAUGGAGUCGGUGAGGUUCAUGCCACGGAUAGCUCCAUCACUUCCGGUUGACCCGGAAACGCCGGAUCCGGCCUACGCGAUGGAACACGCGAGUGAGAAUUUCAUCACGUGUGAACUUCUGUUAGGGACGACGACCACUGAAAGUUACAACGAUUUCAAUGCCAACGAUAUACAGUACGGUUUCGAAGAGGAUCAGCGCAAUAGGAUCUUGAGGACGUAUAUUAGGAACGCAUACGUUUACCAUCUAAACGAGAUCUUCAGCGCCGUUAGGAACGAGUACACGGAUUGGGAUAAACCCAUCCAGCAUCCCAUUAACAUCAGGGAUUCGACGAUGGAAGCUUUGAGCGAUGGACACACGGUUUCACCCUUGAUCCGAGUCGGAUAUUUGCACGCGAGGCGCGGAGCCAAAACAUUCCUGUUUCACUUCGGAUACCAAACCAAAGAGAGCGAUUAUCCGCAGAGACUGGGGAGCGUGCGCGGCGAAGAUCUUACAUACCUGUUAGGUUUACCGCUGGUGGGUGGGUUGCCUAACUUCCCUCAGAACUUCAGCAGACAGGAUAUGGGGGUGGCGGAGGCGGCCCUAAAUUUCCUUAGUAACUUCGCGAAGAGUGGCGAUCCGAACGGCCCGGGAUUGAGCAAAGCCGCAGACAUCCCCGACUACGGGACGGCACGCGAGAAGACGCGCUACAAGGGCAUCAACUGGGACCCCUACGAAGUGGGCAGCCAAUACUACCUGAGCAUCGCGCUGAAGCCGAAGAUGAGGAGCCAUUAUAGGGGUCACAAGAUGGCCGUCUGGCUGAACUUAAUUCCUCAGCUCCAUCAGCCGGGCGAUGAAGACGUCAGCAUGAGACAUCAUCAUUUCCACGAGAGGGAGCCCCAUUAUUACGCUGGCGCAGUUCGAGCGGAAUCUUUCACGCGUCUUCCGCCACCUUUGCACCCAGCGUCCAUGACAGAUCCGCACGCCAAUCAGGAAGCGGAAUGCGUGCAGACCACUCCCGAUGAGCAACUCCUGGAUUUGGAUGUGGUCGGAGACGAUGAGGAAACUGCGGACACGGAGGAUUCGGAGCUUCUACAGCGUCUGGCCACGCGGCACUACUACAGCUAUACCGCCGCUCUGGGGGUGACCGUCGGAGUGGGAUGUCUUCUGCUCGUGUUGAACAUGCUCAUCUUCGCUGGGAUCUAUUACCAGAGGGAACGCGAUAGACGACGGCAGAACCACGGAGGAAGGCAACCGGCGAGGAUGGCUUCAUCCACGGAGAGCAUCCCCAUGACGACAUGCAGACAAUCGUCACCGCCGCUUGUCUCCGACCGCAAGGAGAAGCCUCCAUGCUACAACACUCUUCAGAAGCAUGACGGAAGCAGUAAAAGGGAAAAGCCCCAACCGCCGGUCCGGACGUCCAGCAACCCGCCGACGUCCGGAACCAUGAAGAAACGGGUCCAGAUCCAAGAGAUCUCUGUAUAGCAUACGGGCGGGGAGUGCUGCCGGCCCCAGAAGCCCGACAUUACUCCCGAUCACGAGCUCUUCGAUUGCGAUCUCGUCUCCGUGCAAUUAUAGGGACUCGACUCGUGCGCCAUCUUUUACAUUGAAUGCUAACCAAUCGCAAACCCUCAAACUAACAAAAAACAAUAGUGAAUCAGUGACUAACGUAAAGUGAAAUGUCGCAGCGUCAUCUGUAUAUAACAAACCGAAACUUACAUAAGGACCUAAAGUGUUUCAAUAGGACAAUUUAUAUUAUCUAAACAAUUGGUCGGCGCGGUUUCGUGUUCACGUGAUUAAAUCAAUUGAAACCAUAUCAAGAAAAUACGUUAGAAGAAAAGAUAAACGUGACUCCCUUGAAAUACGAGCACGAUUUCCGUUUUCAAAGUCUACACAUGUUCCUUUCCCAUCCUACGUCAUCGUGUAUACAGUGUGAUUCUCGAUUCCAUAAUUUCAAUUAAUCUCUAGAAUUCGAUGCACGAUGCGUCAAAGGGAGAACAUUGCCGUGCCAAGAUUAACAUCGCAAUAUUCGAUUUCAAGUUUCCUAGGGUUAAACAAAUUGCACGAAAUCGUCUCAAUUUUCCCCACGCGAGAUUGCAUCUAUUCAUCGCGCAAAAUGGAAUUCCAUUGAAUCACCUCGGCUCAUCGGUUGUAAAUAAAUUAGUUGAUACACUUAGAUCGAUUCCAAUCGCGUUCGAUUUUUGUAAAUUUUCUUGUAACAAUUUCCCUGUACAUAUAAUGUUAGUUGAAUGCGAUCGUGGCGAAUGCGAAUCUUUUAUAAAAUAUACACGUAUUUAUUAACGUACGAACAAAAAACAAUUGUAACUGAAAGAAGAAGAAGAAGUAAAGUAUAUAUGUGGACGAACUAAUACUAUUAACUAAUAAUUAAGACGAAAGUCUUAGACCAUACAAUUUUUUUUUUCUAAACAAAAUUGAAAAAAAAAUGUAAACUCGUAUAAUUAAAGAACUGUAACUAAAGUAAUAAAACAAAUUUCAGAUUAAGCAACUUUGAUCAGUUCUGAAAAUUAUAGUAGACCUCCGAUUACGUGAUUCGUCGCAUGAGUAUGCUCUUCACCGACGCAACAAAAUACAAAUUAAACUGCCAAUAUUUCAAAAACGAUGACACACGUAAAUAAUCGAAUGUGUUUAAUUUUCCUUUCACACUCAUUGUACA
Molecule: messenger RNA, 2719 nt
Organism: Nicrophorus vespilloides
Lineage: Eukaryota; Metazoa; Arthropoda; Insecta; Coleoptera; Silphidae
Product: neuroligin-1-like
Exons: 4
Coding region: 25-1530 (501 amino acids)
Biological process (GO): postsynaptic membrane assembly; modulation of chemical synaptic transmission; neuron cell-cell adhesion
Cellular component (GO): cell surface; postsynaptic membrane; synapse
Molecular function (GO): signaling receptor activity; neurexin family protein binding
Source: RefSeq, a predicted model, not a curated record